Penicillium odoratum is the source of this 858-nucleotide messenger RNA. RefSeq lists its product as uncharacterized. The record is from RefSeq and is a predicted model, not a curated record. The transcript has 2 exons. The coding region runs from base 1 to 858 and encodes 285 amino acids. Lineage: Eukaryota; Fungi; Ascomycota; Eurotiomycetes; Eurotiales; Aspergillaceae.
AUGCUUUUCCUUUCUGCUGCGACGGAGGAGGUCACCGUAACCAGAGUAGAGAAGCCCGUCAUCACCACGUUUACGAGCUACACCACCAAAGCCGAGUCCAAUCCAGCCCUGGGGACAAUUACCAACCACUACACUGCCACCGUCACCGAUAUUGCUACGGAAUACCUUACUGAGCCUGUCUAUGAGACCACAACCCGCUUCGUUACCAGCUUGGUUUCGGAUUCUUUUUCAGAAUUUAUCACCCAGUUCACCAGCGCCAUUAUCACGGACUGGACAAUCGAGACGACUACAGAGACCCUCACCAAUACACUCACUGAUUAUGAAACCAAGUUCAUUACCGACUAUAUCACGCUCACCGAGACUGACGUUGUUACCAACACGAUCACAAAUCUGGAUAUCCAGACUGUUACCAACUAUCAUACAGAGACCCUCACUCUUUCGUAUACUGACACCGUUUUUGCAACCGAAAUCGAUACGGUGACCUCAACUGCCAUCCAGACUACUGAGGUGACCGACACAGAGAUCGAUACGUAUACUGUUGUUGAGACUACACUGGAUACAAUCACCAACCCUUUUUACAAUACGGUCACCGACUACACCACAGAAACCAUCACGACCGAGCUGACAGAUGGUAUCACGGUGAUAACCACAAGUUUUAUGACUGCUGUUCCAGCAAAGCGUGAUCGUGGCGUCAAUUACUAUCCUCGUCGACCAUUUCCCACACCUUCGGGGUUGAAUGGCAUUGCGGCCACUGCGCUUUCCGUGGCAUGCUCCGAGCUUCAUAUUGACGCUUGUAUCUCGACUGCGUUCACUACGAUAACAUUACCCAAGCAAACAGUAUGGUACCGUCCAGACUAA